Molecule: messenger RNA, 2020 nt
Organism: Pectinophora gossypiella (pink bollworm)
Lineage: Eukaryota; Metazoa; Arthropoda; Insecta; Lepidoptera; Gelechiidae
Product: epidermal retinol dehydrogenase 2-like
Exons: 6
Coding region: 344-1318 (324 amino acids)
Cellular component (GO): lipid droplet
Molecular function (GO): oxidoreductase activity, acting on the CH-OH group of donors, NAD or NADP as acceptor
Source: RefSeq, a predicted model, not a curated record
UACAACGACGAACAAAUAACAAAAGUUGAAAUUGGAAUAUUUUACUAAUUCAUUGCUUGCUGCGCAUUUUAUUUAUGAUAAUAAAGACAUAAAUGUCUAAUAAUAAUUUAUAAACUUUUGUACUUAAUCUGCUAAAUAAGAGUAUGACUAAUAAUGCAAUAAUCUCUUCAGUUCAGUCUUCACCACUGUACCUGUACUGAUAAUAAAAUAAUCGUUUUUGUUAUCAAUAAUACAGUUUUUAGAUAGUGACGGUCACGGAGUUUACAUCCGUAAACUUUGGUUAUUAGUCGACUGUGAAAUUGAUGUGAUAAAGUCUUGGCAUUUGCAAUAUUUAGAAGUAAUAAUGGAAUCUCCUAUCCUUGAUCGUAUCCUGGGAACUCUGUUGAAUCUGAUGUUCCCUUUCAAGAUGUUGCUGCGAUGCUAUUCACUUUGCAUCUUGAUUAUCGACAUUAUUUGGGUGGUGAUGAAUGCGAUCUAUGCCAUACUGCAAGCAGUGUAUGGCCUAUUCAGACCGCCACCCUUAAAGUCAGUCAGGUUGGAGACUGCUCUGGUUAUCGGUUCCGGUAGAGGGGUAGGAAAAGAAAUAGCAAUUCAGUUGGCUGAGCUUGGUGCUAUUGUUAUUUGUGUUGAUAAAAACAAAGUGAACAAUGAGGAAACCGUACAAAUAAUCAAACAAAAUAGAGGGUCGGCUAUUGGCUACAGUUCUGAUAUAACGCAAAAGGAACAAGUGGAGAAGCUGGCUAGGCAAAUAGAGAAGGACCUUGGCACUGUUAGCAUGUUGUUUUAUUGCUGUGGAAUACCAAGCCCGAGGUCCUUGUUCACCCAACCUCCGUCAAGUAUUCAUGACACCAUUGGUCUUACUUUGACGUCAUUUUUCUGGCUUUUGGAAGAGUUUCUGCCUGCAAUGAAGACUAAGAAUCAUGGACACAUAGUGGCUCUAACAUCAGUAGCUGGCCUCAGCUACGUCAAAGACCACAUCCCACUCAGCGUGGCUCAAUUUGCAGUACAGGGUCUCGCAGAGUCCUUAAUGGAAGACCUGAGAAUAAAUAAGAUUGAUGGAGUCCAUGUAACUCUUACACAUAUAUAUCCUUUCAUUGUUCAUGACAAAUCAGAGUUAAUAAUGAGAAUACCGAGUUACUUUGGCACGAUGUCUCCAAGUUCAGCUGCCGCAUCUAUACUGGAUAGCGUGAGACGGAACUACCCCGAAGCUUCAGUGCCCAAGCACCUAGUGUACCUCGGUCACCUCCUGCGAGUCCUGCCGCGGAAGGCGACCGUGCUCAUCAGGGACCUCCUCGAUACUGGAGUAGACUUCGCCUGAACUUCUAUAGCGAUUGAUCUGAGGUUUUCGUAUAGAAAGUUAUAACAAAAAUUCAAAGUCAAAUACAGUCUUUCUUGUAAACUGAAGUAAGUUCCUUGAUAAACAAUGCUCAGUGCAACAUGAUAAUAAUUUAUUAAGUGAUUAUGUGUAGUUACAGAUAUCUGUUAAGCUAAUGUUUUUUGUACUAUGAUGUUACAAAUCUUGGACAUAUUUUAUUACUAUAACAUAAUAUUGGUGCUAAUUCCUGUAAAUACCAUCUAAUUUUAUUUUAAGUUAUAUCUGUCCUUUUCUUAUCCGCCGAAAAGGAAAGGGACGGGUAAUCGACAAGCAUAAAAUUUAUGGAACACACGUCAAUUUUAAGCACAAAUCUAAACCAACCGUCUAAAAAUUUUACGUCAGUCAAUAACCCGACACAUUAAUUUACUCAUUCUUCCUAAAAUUAAGAGCUGUGAAUCAUCCGUCCCUUUCCUUUUCGACGGAUACGAAAAUGACGGAUAUAACCUAAAAUAAAAUUAGGCGGUGUCUGCAGGAAUCGGGGCCAUUAUCUUUUGAAAGACUGUUUAUAAUACUUAGCAUAAAAAUAUUUUUUAGGUGCCAUUUAUUAAUAUUUAAUGUAAUGUUAUUUAGUGAUCAAAAAAGAAACUGUUGUAUUUUUCUACAUAUUAUGAAAUUGAUAUUUUAUAUUUACAAACUGUUUUUCUU